GCCGGGUAUCCCGGCUCCCGGCGGCCGCGGGGCGGCGUUGAGCCGCCGUCCUCCCGCUUCCUUUCAGCAGCGGUGCCGGGAUGCAUGGCGGCACGGCCGGCAGACACCCCCCUCCGGGUCCUUCCAAACGCUUCCCGGUGGCGGCGGUGGAUGCUAUCCUGAAGGACGUGCUGGGGAGCUACCUGAGGGAGCAGCCCUACGAGGCGGCCCGGUGCAGGGACAUGGCGAAGGACAUCGCUGAGAUUAUUAAAGCUCGGGUAAAAGACCUUAUGAUACCAAGGUACAAGAUUGUUGUGGUGACGCAUAUUGGGCAGCUGAAUGAGCAGAGCAUGCAAAUCGGAAGCAGGUGCCUGUGGGAUCCUGCGAGCGAUACGUUUUCGUCAUAUGUGUUCAAGAACGCUUCACUGUUUGCUCUUGCAAAUGUCUAUGCUGUCUAUUUUGAAUAAGGAGGUGGUUGAGUUUAACAGCAGGAGAAAUGAACAUUCAGCCUAACUCUUCCUGUUUCUGCUGUUGAAAACGGUUGUGAAGGACCAAGGCAACUUUCACCUGUUUUGAAAUGUGGUUACUGUAAGCCUUUUGUCAGUGAAUGUAAUAAUUGUAUUUCCCAGAGCGUUCUCUGGGAAGCAAUUCUCUGUGACAUAUGCUGUUUUGCUCCCGAUUCUAGCUGCUUUCAGAACUGAGUAUCCCUGUAAUACUUUCUUCUCCCUGAAUUUGCCCUCACUAUGUGACCCCAAGUAGAAACCACCAAGGGAUUUUUGGAAAGUAAAACAAAAGCAUUUUAAAACUAUCCCCAUUAAAUGGCAUUUGCGGGCAGCUGAGCACGUGCCCGGCCCCAUGGCCCUAGCCCGGUGCACACGCUGUAUUGCAGAUGCUGUGUCCUGUCAAGCCGCAGUAGCUCGGUGCUGCAAGUUACCCUGCCCUGCUGGGGGGAUGGAGGGAUCCCUCCAAACCUUCCGCUGGGCCCAGGGUUGCCCCGGGUGGGCUCUGUGGUGGGAGGGCAGCAGAGGCCGAGUCAGGAGCUUUGCUCGCUGGGGGCUGGGCUGGCUGCCCCUGAGCCCCGAGAAAAGCCCUGAGUGCAGAGAAGGCGGCCGGGAGAAGGUUCUCCUUGGAGAAGACUAGCUCAGUUCCAUAGUACUUGAAAUCAAGUAAAAAAUGUCUUCAAAUUACAUCAUGUUCAAAGUAUGUAGAUCUAACAUGUCUAGGCCCUUCUGUUAAAGGUGCUUGAAUCUAGCAAAAAAAAGGUUGAACUGGGGUGCUCCGCUGAUACCUGCCUAUAGAUAAGAGGGGAAGUUCAGCCCUCUGAGCUCAGAAGUGUAUUUCCAAUCUCCCUGGGUGCAAAUUAACUGUCCACUAGGUAGGACCUCGGGUAGACGUUACUGGAAGCAGCCGGAAUAGGAAAUAAAGCAUGGCUUUUGCCUGCCCAGUUUAGGGGCUAGUGCUGACUGAUCCCAAGUCCGCCCUGCUGCAGCCGUUCCCCUGCUGCGGUGGGGGUCUGACUCGGGGGCCUCGCGCGGCAUGGCGCGCUGCACAGAGCUAUCCGCACCGCGUUGGUUUGGUUCUGAUUCUGCAGACAGACUUUUUGCUACCUGUAUGUCACAGCUGAAACCGGCUGUUGGAUUUUUGUAAGAGAAGGAUAUAAGAAAUUGCUUAUUUUAUGACAUUUUAUGUGCAAAGCUGAAACUAGAACAGUAGCUAGAUGGGAAGAAAUACUUGUACUCGUGACUAAAAGUUUAAACCACUGUAAACUCUUUCUGGAAUCCAGACAACCCAACCUGAACUGUCAUUGCAGCCGUUUGCUGGUUUACAACAUUUACUCCCUAGUGUAGACCACAGAAUAAAGUUACAAUUAAAGAAUACAACUGAAA
Messenger RNA from Aquila chrysaetos chrysaetos, 1865 nucleotides. RefSeq names its product dynein light chain Tctex-type family member 5 (gene DYNLT5). NCBI's taxonomy places the organism in Eukaryota, Metazoa, Chordata, Aves, Accipitriformes, Accipitridae. Bases 81 to 446 code for a protein of 121 amino acids. Gene Ontology annotation, molecular function: dynein intermediate chain binding. The transcript has 3 exons. The record is from RefSeq and is a predicted model, not a curated record. Gene Ontology annotation, cellular component: cytoplasmic dynein complex; cytoplasm. Gene Ontology annotation, biological process: microtubule-based movement.